Girardinichthys multiradiatus is the source of this 1026-nucleotide messenger RNA. RefSeq names its product gastrula zinc finger protein XlCGF8.2DB-like. The annotation marks the transcript as partial. Gene Ontology annotation, molecular function: RNA polymerase II cis-regulatory region sequence-specific DNA binding; DNA-binding transcription factor activity, RNA polymerase II-specific. Gene Ontology annotation, cellular component: nucleus. The record is from RefSeq and is a predicted model, not a curated record. Gene Ontology annotation, biological process: central nervous system development; regulation of transcription by RNA polymerase II. The transcript has a single exon. Lineage: Eukaryota; Metazoa; Chordata; Actinopteri; Cyprinodontiformes; Goodeidae.
GAAAAGGCCGAUGUUGGAAACAUUAACAAACCUUUUAGCUUCCCUGAGUUUGCUGAACAAUUUGUUCACCGUGGCUUUCUUCAGAAAGACAUGAUAAAUUCAGAAAUAGGAUCUUUAAGCUCGCUGGAUGGGAAGAACUGUUUCACAGAGAAGAAAAAUGUGGAAUCGCCAAAGAAAGUCCAGACAGGAGUGAAGUUUAGCUGUGAAGACUGUGGUAAAACCUUUAUUGGAAAAGGACCUUUAAACAGACACAUGAGCAUCCACACUGGUCAGAAACCUUUCUGUUGUGAUCUAUGUGGACAAAGAUUUAGCCUAAAAGGAUAUUUAAACACACACAUGAGAAUCCACACUGGUCAGAAACCUUUCUGUUGUGAUCUAUGUGGAAAAAGAUUUAGCCAAAAAGGAAGUUUAAACACACACAUGAGAAUCCACACUGGUCAGAAACCUUUCUGUUGUGAUCUAUGUGGACACAGAUUUACUGAAAAGGGAAGUUUAAACACACACAUGAGAAUCCACACUGGUCAGAAACUUUUCUGUUGUGAUCUAUGUGGAAAAAGAUUUACUGAAAAAGGAAGUUUAAACAGACACAUGAGAAUCCACACUGGUCAGAAACCUUUCUGUUGUGAUCAAUGUGGACAAAGAUUUAGCCGAAAAGGAAGUUUAAACACACACAUGAGAAUCCACACUGGUCAGAAACCUUUCUGUUGUGAUCUAUGUGGACAAAGAUUUACUGAAAAAGGAAGUUUAAACACACACAUGAGAAUCCACACUGGUCAGAAACCUUUCUGUUGUGAUCUAUGUGGACAAAGAUUUACUGAAAAAGGAAGUUUAAACAAACACAUGAGAAUCCACACUGGUCAGAAACCUUUCUGUUGUGAUCUAUGUGGACAAAGAUUUAGCCAUAAAUCAAGUUUAAACACACACAUGAGAAUCCACACUGGUCAGAAACCUUUCUGUUGUGAUCUAUGUGGACAAAGAUUUACUGAAAAAGGAAAUUUAAACACACACAUGAGAAUCCACACUGGA